AUGGCCGCACUCUUCUCGAGCCUCCCCGCGCCACUUCACUCGGCUCCCGUCGACGACACGCCCUCGGCGUCCGCCCAGCCGCAGCAGGCCUCGUCUGCUCUCGCCGUCCAAGGCGCCAACAUCCCGUCGUACGGCCACCGCAAGGGCUGGAAGCCAAAGAGCCAGCACGACUUUGGCGACGGCGGCGCCUACCCCGAGUGUCACGUCGCCCAGUACCCGCUCGAGCUCGGCAGGAAGAAGGCGAGUCCCUCCUCUUUCGAGCGAGCGCGCUCCUGCACCUCGUCGGGCAACACGUUGGCGCUCCAGGUCGACGCAGACGGUAACGUCAACUACGGCGCAAUCGCCCAGCAAGGUCAGCGCAACGGCGUGCACGUCCAGUCGUCGUUCAAGGACCUCGUCCCCCUGUCGCAGCGCACCGAUGUCGACAAGGACGUCAUGGCCAUGGAGCGGCCCUCGGAGGAGGAGGUCCAGUCGACCACCGACCGCACCAAGGCCGCCCUCGAGCGCCUCGUCCAGGGCAAGAUCAAGGCCGCCCAGCCCAAGAACGUGCAGCAGGUCGGUGGCGACGUCACCUACAUGCGCUACACCCCGCAGAACGGCGGCGUCGACAAGCAGAAGAUCAUCAAGAUGAUGGACGUCGUCGAGGACCCGCUCGAGCCGCCCCGGUUCAAGGGCAAGAAGAUCCCGCGCGGCCCGCCGUCGCCUCCACCGCCCAUCCUCCGCUCGCCGCCGCGCAAGGUGACGGCGCAGGAGCAGAAGGAGUGGAUGAUCCCGCCGUGUGUGUCCAACUGGAAGAACAACAAGGGUUACACGAUCCCGCUCGACAAGCGCUUGGCGGCCGACGGCCGUGGCCUGCAGGACGUCCAGAUCAACGACCGCUUCGCCCAGUUCUCCGAGGCGCUGUACGUCGCCGACCGACACGCGCGCGAAGAGGUCCGCCAGCGCGCCCUCAUGCAGCAGAAGAUCGCCUCGAAGGAGAAGGAGGCCAAGGAGGAGAACCUGCGCAUGAUGGCGCAGCGCGCACGCGAGGAGCGCUCGGGCGUCGUCGUCCAGCCGGCGGCGGCCGCGCCGUCUGCCAUGAGCUCGGCAGGCCUCGGCGCCGCCAUGGCCGGCUACGGCUCGGAGAGCGAGGACGAGGAGGAGGCGGCCAUCGCUCGCGGCGCGCAGGGUCAGCGUGCGCCGAGCACGGCCGGCGCCCCGAGCGACGACGAGAGCGCGGCGGGCGACGAGGACGACGGCGAGACGGAGGAGGACCGCAAGGCGGCGCGCGAGCGCGACGAGAUGCGCCGCGAGCGCAAGAAGGAGCGCGAGCGCGAGUUGCGCAUGAGCCACAUGGGCACCGAGCAGCGGGCCAAGGUCCUCGCCAAGGCGACCGGUCGCGACAUUUCGGAGAAGAUUGCGCUCGGGCUCGCCAAGCCGACCUUGUCCAAGGACUCGAUGCUCGACGCGCGCCUGUUCAACCGCGAGCAGUACUCGGCCUCGUUCGGCUCGUCCGACUCGUACAACCUGUACGACAAGCCUUUGUUCUCGGGCUCGUCGGCGGCGGCCGCCAUCUACAAGCCUCGCGGGCGGGACGUCGACGACGAGGGCUUCGAGGUCAACGCCGAGGAGGUCGACAAGGCGAUGCGCAACGACCGCUUCGGCCUCGGCGUCGCCGGCAAGGGCCGUGGCUUCGAGGGUACCGACACGAGCGAGAUCCGCGACGGCCCGGUCGCCUUCGAGCGCGACACGGCCGACCCGUUCGGCGUCGACGCGUUCCUCGAGUCGGCCAAGGCGGGCGCAGGAGCGGGCGAGAAGAAGCGCGGGCUCGACACGCUCGAGGACGACAAGCGCAAGCGCCAGCGGGACGACUGA
Messenger RNA from Rhodotorula graminis WP1, 1854 nucleotides. RefSeq lists its product as uncharacterized. NCBI's taxonomy places the organism in Eukaryota, Fungi, Basidiomycota, Microbotryomycetes, Sporidiobolales, Sporidiobolaceae. The coding region runs from base 1 to 1854 and encodes 617 amino acids. The record is from RefSeq and is a predicted model, not a curated record. Gene Ontology annotation, biological process: mRNA splicing, via spliceosome. The transcript has 8 exons. Gene Ontology annotation, cellular component: spliceosomal complex.